Molecule: messenger RNA, 2169 nt
Organism: Centrocercus urophasianus (Greater sage-grouse)
Lineage: Eukaryota; Metazoa; Chordata; Aves; Galliformes; Phasianidae
Gene: CHPT1
Product: choline phosphotransferase 1
Exons: 9
Coding region: 27-1217 (396 amino acids)
Biological process (GO): phosphatidylethanolamine biosynthetic process
Cellular component (GO): Golgi apparatus; endoplasmic reticulum membrane
Molecular function (GO): ethanolaminephosphotransferase activity; diacylglycerol cholinephosphotransferase activity
Source: RefSeq, a predicted model, not a curated record
GCUCUGUGCCUCGCGGCCCGUCUGGAAUGGCCGCCCCGUGGGUUCUGCCCGCGCCUCUCAGCCCGGCGCAGCUGAAGCGCCUGGAGCAGCACCGCUACAGCGCGGCCGGACGCUCGCUGCUGGAGCCCUGGCUGCAGCCUUACUGGGGCUGGCUGGUGGAGCGGCUCCCGCUGUGGUUGGCCCCCAACGCCAUCACCCUCGGCGGCCUCUUGCUGAACUGCCUCACGGCGCUGCCGCUCAUCGCCUCCUGCCCCACCGCCACCGAGCAGGCACCUUCUUGGGCAUACAUCCUGGGUGCAUUAGGACUUUUUAUCUACCAGUCUCUGGAUGCCAUUGAUGGGAAGCAAGCCAGAAGAACAAACAGUAGCUCUCCUCUAGGAGAGCUCUUUGAUCAUGGUUGCGACUCAAUUUCUACAGUUUUUGUUGUCCUUGGAUCCUGCAUAGCAAUCCGACUAGGAACAAACCCUGACUGGUUGUUUUUCUGUUGUUUUGUGGGACUGUUCAUGUUCUAUUCUGCUCACUGGCAGACAUAUGUAUCAGGCACAUUAAGGUUUGGAAAAGUUGAUGUAACUGAAGUUCAGAUAGCCAUAACGGUGUUGCUGUUGGUAUCUGCAUUUUGUGGAACAGCAAUAUGGGACUAUAAGGUGCAUUUGAUAGGCCUAGAACUGAAGUUCUUUGCAGUUGUUGGCAUACUGUGUGGAACAGCAGUUUCAUGUUUCAAUUACUUCCGCGUCAUCGUUGGUGGAGGGGUUGGAAAGAAUGGAUCUACAAUAGCAGGAACAAGUGUUCUUUCACCAGGUGUCCACAUUGGGCUACUUGUCACACUGGCCAUUGUGAUCUACAAAAAAUCUACAAUUCAGCUGUUUGAGAAACAUCCGUGCCUGUAUGUCCUGACAUUUGGAUUUGUGAAUGCUAAAAUCUCACAGAAGUUAGUGGUGGCUCACAUGACAAAAAGUGAAAUCAGUCUUCAAGACACUGCAUUUAUUGGACCAGGACUUCUCUUUUUGGACCAGUACUUCAACAGUGUCAUUGAUGAAUAUGUUGUUCUAUGGAUAGCUCUGUUCAUAUCCUUGUUUGAUAUGCUGAGAUAUGCCACUGGUGUAUGCCUACAGAUUGCUGCUCAUCUUCAUAUACAUGUCUUCCGAAUUUCAUCUCAUCAAGCUCCUGAACAGGUACAAGUUGUUUCUCCAUUGAGCCGUCAGAAUAACAUGGACUGAAGAGACUUGCGAACGGUUGCCAUCUCCUGCUGUUGCUGUUACAAGAAAAGGAGAUUAUUCUGAACAGAUGCCAUACCAAUAUGACUCCUUAAUCUAAUUAAAUGAUGUCUAACGACUCCCUUAUAGAAUGUUCUAUUUUUGUAUUUAACAAAGUUCUUUAUAACUACUGAUACUUACAGUGUCCAUCAUGAUCUUCUUCUGUAGCAUAGCCAUUUCUUUGCGAAGUUCAUUCUGUGCACCAGCUAGAAGAGUUUCAUUGUUUUUCUCUAGCUCUUCCAUGCUCUGAAGUUAAAGAUAAUCUUAAUUCAGAAUGCUCACUAUCAGAAGUUCAAUUUAAAAACAGACAAUCCAUUAUUCAGAUUACAGUUCGAUUUUUAUAGCAGUAGUGGUCACUGACAGUUGCAGAUGAAUUUUGUCAUGAACUUGAAAAAGAAAAUUGUAUAGGACUCCAAUCUACACCGCUGCUUAAACAACACAUACCCUGUGACAAAAACAGUCCUUUCCACUCAGCAUCUACCAGGUGUAAGCUACUAUCCUGCAUUUCAAUAAAGAUGACAAUUCUACAAGUCUAGAUGUAUCUGUCAGGAAGUAUGGGGUGGUACAGUUGAAUAUCGUGACAACCUUGGAGACCUGAAGCAACAACUACAGAAAAUGUUACGUUCCCUCCUCUUUGCACAUUUCACUCUAAAUAAACUGAGGUAAGGCUCACUGGUUAUCUUCCCUUUUGCUCAUAUAGUUUGCCUAACUGAAUGCACAUUGCUGCAUUUUCUUUGACUUGUACUUAAAGUUAAGCAUAUUUGAGGCUUGACUUUUACCUUUUGAUCUUCUCUGAGAAGAAAAAACUGCAAUUUUUUUUUUUUAAAACUUUGCUGAAGAUGUUUAGACCUUUUAAAAUGGUUAUUGUUUAUGAACAUCUCUGUAACGUCCUAUAAUGUAAAUUUCAACUAUCAAA